AUGCCUCCGUCUUCCCAGGUGUCCUGUUUUGUGUGUGCUAUACCCAAAACACGCGCUUCCGAGAUUCGAAACUCCAAUCAACGCACGAGCUUCGGGGCAAAGAACGUGUGGGCGAGAGAACGAGGACGAGAAGAGAAGGGGGUAUGUAGAUGGAUGACUCCGCGGCUCGGUCACCCCGGACAUCCGAGGUGGUCUUGGGUUGAUGGAGAGGAGAAGAAGGGUGGGGAUACUAGGUUUGGGAGGUUCGGAGGGCGAAGGGGUAGGGGUAGGGGGCGGAGGGUGGUCAUGGCUCGACGAUGGCUUCGUUUUGCUUCUCCUUUGGGGUAUUUCGAAAAGAGAGUGAGAGCGACAGAGAGACCCACAGAGGAAUAUGGAGACAUAUUACAUUCCUCAGGUCCGGGUGCUUUCUUCGAAUCGGUGAGCUUGGUCGCCCUCGAGAAAGUGACAGAUACCCCGGGAUUUGACGGUUUGCUAGGUGGACUCAACCUUGCUGUGCAUAUCAAGUGCGGCGUUACUGCUGCUGCUGCUGCUGCUGCUGCUGCUAGUAACUUUCGGGACAAAAGCAGAGAUGUGAAGCAAGAGUUCUUGAUUUCCUCUGACGAUCUAUCGCAUCCCACUCAUCCCACCCAUACUGCCCUCCCGUCCACCUCUCAUACUGAUACGCCGUCCCAGCCCCAUCCCACCGCCAAAACUCAUCCAAUCCCCAUCAUCCCCCCGGGUGAGAUCUCUCCGACCCUCACCCUACGCCCCUCCCACACAUCACUCUUCACCAAACCCCAGACUUCAUACAUCACCCACCCCAGAACUUUCUUCUACUUCCCUUGGUUCAUUGUCGGUACCGAGGCCGUGGACGAACAUGUGCUCGGUUCGGGGAACGGAAAGAGAUCGGGGAAACAGAGAGGGGAAGAGACGGGGGGAGGGGGGGAGAAACGUGGGCAAUCCGGUUCGGGCGUGAACUUUCACGCCUUCCACCCCCGUGUUUGGGGAUCCGAUGGGAGUUUGGGAAUCUGGUGGUUCUUAUGCGUGAUGGAUUUGGAUCUGGGGAUGCCGUAUGCAGUUCUGAUUACGAGCUUCCCCAUGGAUAAAUUGAUCCCGGGUAAUGUGUACAUCCUCACAUCUCAUCCUCUCAAGAUGGUAGUAGUCCAUCGUAUCGGCGUUCUCCUUGCGAGAGCAUCAAAAGUUCAGGACAAAAAGAGGGUUGAUAUUCAUUCCGCUAUCCAAUCUACCCCAUCCUCCGUCGUGCCGAGAGAAACUUAUGCCUACAGCAUCUUAGAGAACACAUACCCCUCCCUUCUCGACGGAUGUCGAGAGACUUUGCUUCUCCCCAAAUCUUACCGCUGCCACAAUGCAGCUACAAAAGACGGGAUUAAAGAGAUGAGUCUAGCAGGCUCCGAAAACACGUUCCCGCCCAACCCACCACCACCUCUUUACUUGUUCUCCGAGAGUGAAAAUGAAUACAACAGACCCGAAUCGAAGUACGGGUCUGCUGGCGCUGGUGAAAAAGAAUUCGGACAUGACGCUUCGGCCACUCGUGGUGCAUGCGCCCUUCCCACUUUGUAA
Molecule: messenger RNA, 1560 nt
Organism: Colletotrichum lupini
Lineage: Eukaryota; Fungi; Ascomycota; Sordariomycetes; Glomerellales; Glomerellaceae
Exons: 14
Coding region: 1-1560 (519 amino acids)
Source: RefSeq, a predicted model, not a curated record